CAGAUGACUGCUGCAGCUUAAAACUCACAAGUGAAAAUACAAAAUGCUCCAAGGGCAGUUAGGGGUUUCCAGUGCUGAGCUGACCUUACUUUAAAGGCGUUGCUGCAACUACAAGGGUGUGAUCACCAGAGCAGACAGAGUGGGAGGGAAGGAUCCCAUUGUUUCACACCAGAUUCCCUGUCUUCUGUUGGAACUUGUUAUGACAACACUGCUCGCAGCAUUAUGAUGCAGACAGUGAGUCAGUGGCUGUGGUGGGACCGUCUGUGGCUGCCAGCAAACGUCUCCUGGUCAGAUCUGGAGGACAAUGAAGGUCGUGUCUAUGCGAAAGCCUCUCAACUUUACGCUGCUCUGCCCUGCGCCCUCUGCCUGCUCCUAGUCAGAUACCUGUUUGAGAGGUACCUGGCCACACCACUGGCUAAUGUUUGGGGAGUGAGAGACAGGUUACGUCUCAUAGCAGAAUCACACCCCAUCCUAGAAAAGUACUUCUGCAGCCAAGCACGGUUUCCAUCACAGGCUGAUGUGAAGUCUCUGUGUAAGAAGACCAGUUGGCCAGAAAGGAGAAUUCAACUCUGGUUCAGGAAGAGGAGGAACCAGGAGCGCCCAGGGCUCCGCAAGAGGUUCUGUGAGGCCAGUUGGAGAUGUGUGUUUUAUUUGUUUGCAUUUGUCUGUGGAGUCCUGGCUCUCUAUGAUAAACCUUGGUUUUAUAAUCUGAAGGAGGUCUGGGCAGGCUUCCCUAAACAGUCCAUGCUGCCAUCUCAGUACUGGUAUUACCUUUUGGAAAUGGGCUUCUACCUUUCUCUGCUAUUCAGCCUCACAUUUGAUGUAAAACGAAAGGACUUCAAAGAGCAGGUGAUUCAUCAUAUAGCCACGCUGACUCUUCUGAGUUUCUCCUGGAUUUCAAACUACAUCCGUAUUGGAACCCUUGUGAUGGCAGUUCACGACUCCGCUGACAUACUGCUAGAGGGUGCAAAGGUAUUCAACUACGCCAAGUGGCACCAGACUGCUAACGCCAUAUUUGUGGUGUUUACACUUCUCUUUAUUGUGACAAGACUUGUCAUUUUUCCUUUCUGGCUGAUCCACUGUACGUGGGUGUACCCACUGGAUGAGUUCUCUCCCUUCUUUGGCUACUACUUCUUCAAUGUGAUGUUGUUGGUUCUACAGAUACUCCACCUCUACUGGGCUGCUCUCAUAUCACGAAUGGUUUAUAAGCUUAUCUUCAGCAAGCUGGAAGGUGACGACAGGAGCGAUGAAGAGGAGGAUGACAGUGACUCACCGAAGGAAAGAAACCACAAACUGAAUCACAUUAAUGGCUCUGGAGCCAGAGGCCGGACCAACAGAGAAAAAGGAAAAUAGGCAGCAUGGACAGAUUCAGUCUGGAUUGCAGCUGUAAUCCAAUUAUAUGUAUAAAAGAGUAAAAACACUUGAGCAGAGAUUUCUUUUUAAAGGAACUGUGAAGGAUACAUAAACUGUUUGAGCAUGGAUGCGGGAAUUCAUUUAAUUCAGACACUUUAACAACUUAUCUUAUUCUUCUCCUAAUUAAACAUAGAGGAAGACUCCUUUAAA
Messenger RNA from Micropterus salmoides (largemouth bass), 1563 nucleotides. Its product is annotated as ceramide synthase 2-like. The transcript has 12 exons. Gene Ontology annotation, biological process: ceramide biosynthetic process. The record is from RefSeq and is a predicted model, not a curated record. Gene Ontology annotation, cellular component: membrane. The coding region runs from base 223 to 1353 and encodes 376 amino acids. NCBI's taxonomy places the organism in Eukaryota, Metazoa, Chordata, Actinopteri, Centrarchiformes, Centrarchidae. Gene Ontology annotation, molecular function: sphingosine N-acyltransferase activity; DNA binding.